Molecule: messenger RNA, 1305 nt
Organism: Didymodactylos carnosus
Lineage: Eukaryota; Metazoa; Rotifera; Eurotatoria; Philodinida; Philodinidae
Source: the annotation of a GenBank genome assembly
AUGAAUCGGUGCUAUUUAUCAGUUCGUUUAUUAAAUGUUUAUUCACAUUAUUAUCAUCAUCACCAUUCUCGUUCGCUAACAACAUCAUCUCGUCUAUAUUUUAUAAGAACAUUAUUUGAUCAUACUAAAGAGAUAGUAAAAACUGGUAAAAAAUAUAAAGAAAAAAAAGUUGAUUUAGUAAAAUUAUCUGAACAACAAUAUGAACAAUUGACACCAAUAUUAAAAUUACAAACAGCAUUUCGUUCAGUAAAUUUUAUUCUCGGUUUAAUGGGUAUUUUUGGUAUUAUAUCAUAUUUUUAUAUUCGACAAAAAAAAGCAAAAGUUGAAAAAGAAAUUGAAACAGAAUUUAAACCAAUUUGGUUAAAUUUAAAAAAUUUUAAAGAAAAAGCUGCAUAUAUUUAUGAUUAUUUAUUUCCCGAACAAAUUAUAUCAAAAUUUAAAGAAUUAACACGUUUUCAAUUUGAUAAAAAUGAUAUUAUAUGUUCAGCAUUUCCAAAAUCAGGUAUAACGUUAAUUCAAGAAAUUGUUUAUUUGAUUCAAUCCGAUUUUAAUUAUGAACAAGCAAAACAAAAAGAUAUUUCAGAUCGAUUUUCAUUUCUGGAAUGGCCAUCGGUUUCAUUGAAAGAAUUGAAUAAUGAACGAGAAAAAUAUCCGGAAAAAAUACGCCUAAUGAAAACACAUUUACCACCGAUUGUCUUUAAUGAUACGUUUAAAAAAGCUAAGAUAAUUUAUAUCUAUCGUAAUCCAAAAGAUGUAUGUGUAUCACUGUACCAUUUUUUGAAAUCCAUUAAUGUCGAUAUUGGUUAUACGGGAAAAUUUUAUGAAUUUCAUGAAUCAUUUCUAAUCGAUGAACUUUAUUAUGCGCCAUGGUGGCGUCAUGUCAACGAUUAUUAUUCUCUAAAAGAGUCAAUAUUUAUUGUAUCAUAUGAAGAACUACUAAAAAAUUUUCAGCCAACUAUUCGUCGUCUCGCCGCUUAUUUAGGUAAAUCAAUUACUACCGAACAAUUAGAUAAAUUAGAACAAUGGUGUUCAUUUGAAUCAAUGAAAACUAAUUCAAAAGUCAACUAUGAUUGGUUUAAAGAUUAUGGAUUUGUUAAAAAAGAUUUUUCAUUCAUGAGAAAAGGUCAAAUUGGUGAUUGGUUAAACUAUUUUGAUAUUAAUACAUCAAAAAAAUUUGAUGAAAUGGUUAGGAAAAAAGUGAACAAUGAAAUACAAUUUGAUUAUGGUAUAACAUCAGCAGAACAAGAUAAAAUGUAUGACAUAUACAAUAAAAAAGUACAACAAAGAGAACAAGUUGUGACGUAA